AUUAAAAGGUGUAUUAAAAACUAUAGCAUACUUCCGGUAGAUCGGAAGUGGCAGCCACCUUAAAAAUAUUUUAGAUCGAAAGUUAAUAUAAUUAAUUAAUUAAUAUAAUCGAAAGUUAACUUAAUUUGGAUUAUAGCUACAAAUUAAUUUUAAAAAUUAAUAAGAAAAAAAAUAUUUAUUGAAUGUUUAGUUUUCCGCUGAUUUCAGGGCGAAAUGAAAAUAUCUCCCGGAUUUUACGGCCAAUUAAUAACAUUGUUAGGCGGUUUAGCGCAAGGACGUCAAGUUGUAUGUUUAGAAGGUGGUUAUUUUUUGGAAUCAUUAGCAGAAGGAGCAGCUAUGUCCGUAAAAAGUUUGUUGGAUGAUGCACCAGGGAUGGUAAAACCAUUUGGAAAGCCAGAAGAACAUAUAAUCGACGUUAUCAAUAAUUUACGAUUUAUAUUGCAACCGUUUUGGAAAUGUUUUGAGUCAUUUCCUCAAAGAAAUGAAUGUGUAAAUGAUCCACAUAGAGUUAUGGUGAAAUAUUUAGGUGUUCGACUCACCGCACCCUUUUUAACACACGAUUGUUAUCCAGUACAAUGCGAAUUUAUAAACGAACAAUUCGCAGAAGUUGUGGAUGAAUAUAGAAAGGAAUAUUCUGAGCCAACAGGAAAUGGAAUUUGUUACGCUUUCGAUGAAGUCAUGUUUGAACAUAAAACGCCCGAAAAUUUUCCAGAACGACCCGAAAGAUUGAUAAAAUUAUAUGAAAAAUUUACCGAGCUAAAAUUGCACGAACGAUUAAUUAAAGUUUCUACUCGUAAAGCAACGGAAGAUGAACUGCUUUUAAUUCACGAUAAAGAAUAUAUCGAUUCAUUAAUUAAUUCCAAAUUAUAUACCGCCACUAGAGACGUUUAUUUCACCCCAGAAAGUUUACCGCCAAUUUUAACAUCCGCCGGGUGUUUAUUAAACGUCGUCGACCAAGUUAUGACAAAUAAAUCAAGAGCGGGUGUGGCUAUGAUUCGCCCACCAGGUCAUCACGCUGAAAAACACCAACCAAUGGGUUUUUGUUUCAUCAAUAACAUCGCAUUAGCGGCUAAAUACAUUUUAACAAAAUACAAAACAAAACGGAUAUUAAUUUUGGAUUUUGAUGUUCAUCAUGGAAACGGAACUCAAAAAGCUUUUUAUAAUUCUAAAGAAGUUUUAUAUAUCAGCGUUCAUCAAUAUAAUAAUGGCAACUUUUUUCCUAAUGGAUCUGAUGGGAAUUUUAAUAUGCAUGGCGAAGGACGUGGAGUUGGAUAUAAUGUUAACAUUCCAUUUAAUAAGGAAAACCCUUCAGAUUUUAUGACGGAUACCGAAUACAUAACAAUAUUCAAUCAUAUAAUACUCCCAAUAUCUUAUUCAUUCGGACCGGAAGUAAUAUUAGUCUCCGCCGGAUUCGACGCUGGUCUCGACGAUCCGAUCGGUCAUUAUCGCGUAACUCCAGAAGCUUUCGGUCAUUUCAUCCAACUAUUAAAACCUUUAGCAAGAGGAAAAAUGAUUUUGUCUUUGGAAGGGGGAUACAACGUAAAUACAGUUGCAUACUCAAUGACGAUGUGUAUCAAAGCUUUGCUAGGAGACCCUUUGCCGUCAUUGGAAAUUGGAAAAAUUCGGAAAAGCGCGUUAGAAACCUUGGAAAAGGUUAUAAACGUCCAAAAGCGUUUUUGGCCUAUUCUGCAAGUUAGAAAGGAAUUACCGGAGGGUGUGGAAAGUUUAACUCUUUUGGGACCAGAGGGUUUAAUAGUUAUUGAUAGCCCUGAUAUUGAGAUGCUUCAGAAGAUUGGCGUUAAUGAUGACAACAAAAAAAAAAAAAUGGAAGGAGCCCGAAAAAAGGAGUCAAUUGGGCAGAUGAAAGCAAGAAUGCGUUUGGCAAAGAAACUUGAAGUUGUUACAGUUGAAGAUCCCUUUGAAAAAUGUGAUAAGAUUAGUGGUCUCGUUCGAAAAAGAACAGGCUUAACAUAUGACGAUAAUAUGGCUCUUCAUGAGUGUCCUUGGGAUGAGCAUUAUCCUGAAAAUCCUUUAAGAUAUAUCAGAAUCUUCGAUCGUUUUGUUGAGUUGGACCUAAUAAAUAGAUGCCAACAAAUCCCAUCAGAAAUGAUUACAAAUGAUCUGGUUGAAGUAGUUCAUUCAAAAAAUACUUACGAAAAAUUAAAUAAAAUAAUGGGGUUGGUAGAAGAAGAUAUGCAAAAAGAAGCUUCCAAAUAUGAUGCAAUAUACUUUAAUGAUAAUACUUUUGAAGCAGCUUGUAUUGCAGCAGGUUCAGUAAUGAAUGCAGUUAAAUCAGUUUGUACAGGGGAAACCCAAAAUGCUUUUGCACUUGUAAGACCUCCAGGACAUCAUGCAAUGUUUGAUGAAUACUGUGGUUAUUGUUACUUUAAUAAUGUAGCAAUAGGUGCAAAGGUAGCCUUGAAAAAUGGUUGGGCUGAGAAGAUUUUAAUUGUGGAUUUUGAUGUUCACCAUGGGCAAGCGACCCAACAAAUGUUUUAUGAUGAUGAUAGUGUUUUAUAUUUCUCCCUGCAUCGGUACGAACAUGGAACAUUUUGGCCCAAUUUGCGUGAGAGUAAUUUUGAUUUUAUUGGAGGUGGAAAAGGUAAAGGAUAUAAUGUGAAUGUUCCACUCAAUUGUACAGGCUUAGAAGAUAAGGAUUAUUUUGCUGUGAUAUUUAAUAUUUUACUUCCCAUAGCGUAUGAGUUUAAUCCAGAUCUUGUUAUUUUUUCUGCUGGAUUUGAUUCAGCUAUUGGCGAUGAAAAGGUCGGUUUAACAUAAAAAUAUGUUAAUUUGACUAAAUUUAAAUCAAUUUUUGAAUAAAUCUAACCUCAUUUUCGGAAUAUUAACAACAUACAGGGU
Onthophagus taurus is the source of this 2859-nucleotide messenger RNA. The record is from RefSeq and is a predicted model, not a curated record. Lineage: Eukaryota; Metazoa; Arthropoda; Insecta; Coleoptera; Scarabaeidae.